CACAGUCUUGCCAAAUGAGUCAGAGCCUCUGAGAGCACAAACGCAUCAAAGGCUUUCAACAACACAUGGUAAGAUAGUCUGUUCUAAGGAUUACUUUAUUUAAUAUGUUAUAAGGACAGAUUCAAACAGUCAUGGUGAUAAUGUGAGAGUUUGGAUUGUGUAGAUAUGCUGUGUGAAGGAUACUUUGACCGCUGGGGUGCUCAUCACUCUGGGUUCUACUGCCCCCGCCUGUCAGAGCCCCCUGCCCAGUCUUACUGCUGCUGGCUGGGACAGGGGCUCAAGCAGUGCUGUACACUAACACUGUAUCAGAACAGCAUGAACUUCAGCCAGACGGACACCAGAGGAAGUCUAAAACACCUUCUCGACAGCAAAAGGCCUAUUUUGAAGAUGGUGAUCAUGCUCUAUGGGUGCUUGGUGCUGGUUCUGUUGCUAAUGGACUUCCUGUGGUUCUGUCGAGCAAGAGGUCUCACUGUGAUAUCAGUUCUAAAGAACUACUUCACCUGCCCCCAGUGGAUCUCUGGGAUCCUCUUUCCCCACCACUCCCACAAGAAGACAGAGCGCUACCAUGGCGAUAGAAGAGCGUCAGUAAGCCUACGUGAGCACAAAAUCCCGAGGGAACUCCCUUGUCUCUAAGGCAACAGAAGACACAAAACAAUGGGGCAGUGUGUGGCUAUCCCAUUAAACAAGGAUAAUGUCCCUGGGGUGCUGCAGACAUUUCCAUGCCAAACUCUGUUUUCUAGCAUUAUAACUGUGAUAAAAUGCAACCUAAUAUAUGCAUAAAACUGAUGCACAAUGGCAAAAUAGGGGAUUUCCUGAUAUAAUUCUUAAUCCGCCCAUUCAUCUGUUUAAUCGAUGAUUAGUUUUGUCCUUAUCUACAAUAAAUAAUUGUGGUACUUGCCACCAACUAAUGUAAAACAUUGGUGUACGGUAAAUUCUAGAAUAGUUAA
Molecule: messenger RNA, 947 nt
Organism: Hypomesus transpacificus
Lineage: Eukaryota; Metazoa; Chordata; Actinopteri; Osmeriformes; Osmeridae
Product: protein shisa-like-1a
Exons: 2
Coding region: 166-633 (155 amino acids)
Source: RefSeq, a predicted model, not a curated record